AAAAGUACCCUUGGGUGAGCUUUCUUCUGCUCCUCCGUGCUCGCGUGUUCCCCAUCCUGUACAAUCCACUUGUACAGCACGAUUGCACGAAUCAGUCAAAUACAGUCAGAUCCAAGUAAGCGAGCACCAAGUCCAAGCGAGCCAUGCGCGACUAGCGGCGGCGCGCCGGAGGGGGAUCGAAGAGGAGGAGGAGGAGGAGGUGGGAGUCGGGCCGAUCGAGCUUGGCGCUCCCCGUCCCCUCCAGACCCAGGAGCCGCGGCUGAGGGCGCAUCUCAGCCAUCGAUUCUAGGGUUUCAGUCGAUCAAUCGGCCUCCGGAUCCCGACCAUGGGGCCGCCGCCGCUCAAGCUCAACGUCGGCCGAGAUGGGGACAGAAUCGGCGCGCUCCACGACGACCUCCUCCUCGGGAUCCUCGAGCGCCUCGACCUGCGCGACGCGGUCCGCGCCGGCGCGCUCUCGGCGCGGUGGCAGCACCUCCCCUACCGUCUCUCGCGCCUGCACCUCAACGCCGGCCACUUCCACCGCGCCACGCUGCUCGAGGGCAUGGACGCGUUCGAGGACGCGGCGUGCAGGUUGCUGUCCGUGUGUCCUUCUCCGGCCGCCGGCAAGAGCCCUCGUGUCAUCGAGACCCUCGCCCUCACCUUCUGCGUGUCGGCCCCUCACCUGAGCUCCAUCGGCCGCGCCGUUGAGGACGUCGUCAGCCGCGGCCACACCAAACGCUUCCAGUUUGACAUAUGCUCCCGAUGCAGGGACGGCACUAGACGCACAACCCAGCUGCUCACAGAGUUAGGGAAGCAGUUCAUGUCAUUCUCCAGCGCCCACCCUGUCGCCUUCGGGUGGCUCACGUUUCUUACACUAGAGGACCUCGCAUUUGGGGAUUCCGAUGUCGCAGACCUCAUUCGUGGUUGUGAUAAGCUCAAGGACCUCAAGUUGAGAUCCUGCAGGCUGGUUGACCGACACUCUGCGCUCAAGAUCGAAACGCCGCAUGCCGGGCUUGAGAAUCUUUGGUUCACCAGAUUUCGUUGCGCACUGAUCGAGCUUAUCUCUGUCCCUAAGCUCAGGACAUUCUGGUGUUGGAGCCGCAAAAACCCUCUGGUGCGCUUCGGCUAUGUUCCUGAGCUUUACAAAGUGGAACUCGGUUCUCAGGCCAAGGCAUCGCAAGUGCCAUUUGCGCUGAGCGAGUGCUUUUCAAGGAGUGCCACAAACCUGUCUAAACUGUAUCUCAAUUAUGGCUGUCAAAUGAAUUGGAUUAAACCAGAACACCCGAAGGAGCUCACUUCUAUAUUCAACAACCUGAAUAGUUUGGCGCUUUACAAUAUCUUUUCGGAGUGUGACCUGAGCUGGACCUUGUUUAUCCUUGAAGUUGCACCUGCCCUGCAGAAAUUCAGAUUAUCUCGAACUCAACACCCAUGUGUCAAAGUGUCUAAGGACAAUGCCGAGAAGACUAACAUUGUGUGGGAACCAUCCAAGGGUUUGAAGCACCUGAACCUGAAGUUAUUUAUAAUGUUUGGGUUCGAGGAUGAAGACAAGGUGACAAACUAUAUAAGGCUUGUCAUGGAACAUGCCGUGGGCUUGAAAAGAAUCGAGUUGCAUGGUAGAAGCCCAUGCAAUGGGUGCGAUGCCAUCGACCUUGAGUCCCGGAGAAGAAGAUCCCAGGCGGAUGAAGCCAGCAGGCAUCGGAUUAAGGAGCAACUCACACAUGGAUCUUCCUCGUCCGUGGAGAUAGUAAUCUGCUGAUGGAUAUGGUGAAGGGAUGAUAAAUCUCAUAAAGCUGCUAGAGCGACGACUGUACGAGGUGCAGGCAGUCGUAAUUUUAAGUUCAGUUAUUGAUAGCCAGAGAAUACUUGAUUGGCGUGCACCUCGCAGUGUAGAUUACUGCAAUCUGGACGGAUGUUUUUGUUUUUGUCCAAUUUACGGAGUAAUUACCCAUAUUCGUUCUUUGGCAUGGUUCAAAUUCUUGACUUCU
Messenger RNA from Triticum dicoccoides, 1964 nucleotides. RefSeq lists its product as uncharacterized. The record is from RefSeq and is a predicted model, not a curated record. The coding region runs from base 326 to 1735 and encodes 469 amino acids. Lineage: Eukaryota; Viridiplantae; Streptophyta; Magnoliopsida; Poales; Poaceae. The transcript has 3 exons. Gene Ontology annotation, molecular function: protein binding.